This is a messenger RNA of Pyricularia grisea, 1335 nucleotides long. RefSeq lists its product as uncharacterized. Gene Ontology annotation, molecular function: glycosyltransferase activity. The transcript is spliced from 2 exons. NCBI's taxonomy places the organism in Eukaryota, Fungi, Ascomycota, Sordariomycetes, Magnaporthales, Pyriculariaceae. The record is from RefSeq and is a predicted model, not a curated record. Bases 233 to 1189 code for a protein of 318 amino acids.
GUUUACUGAUUUAUCAGUUGAAAAAUCCCGCUUUGUCCAAUUUUUCCUUGUACCCUGUCGAACGGACCGUUUGUUUACCUCCUCGUAUACUCACUCGUAGUAGAAUUCCUUUUCGGUUGUUUUUACCUCGUGUGCUUCGUUCCAAACCUAGCAACAGCAACAAAAGGGUUUGCCAAUACAACCCGCUCGAAUAAGUUAAUAAACUUGACUCAUCACACAACUAGUAAUCAACAUGGCGGACGGCAAGCGGGCGGUGGACUCCAGCAGAGUCUGGACAACAUUGAUAACAAAUCUGGACUAUCUGCCUGGACUCUUGACGCUGGACCACGCACUCCGGAAGCACAAGUCCAAGUACCCGCUCGUGGCACUGUACACGGAUACCUUCCCCGAGUCAGGUCGCACGGCGCUGGCGUCGCGAGGCAUCGCAGCGCAGCGCAUCGAGUACCUGCUCCCGACCAAGUCGAGCCGGGACUAUAGCGAGGACCCGCGCUUCUACGACUGCUGGAGCAAGCUUACGCCCUUCUCGCUUGAGCAGUACGAGCGGGUGGUGCAGCUCGACUCGGACAUGCUGGUUCUGCAGAACAUGGACGAGCUGAUGGAGAUGGAGCUGGACGCGCCCGAGGUGUCGGCUGCGGGCGGCCCCGACUCCAAGAGGGUGUUCGCCGCCAGCUACGCCUGCGUCUGCAACCCGCUCAAGCGUGCGCACUACCCCAAGGACUGGGUUCCCGAGAACUGCGCCUUCACGACCCAGCAUGGCGAGCCAGACAAGGCGCAGGUCGAAGGGGCGGACCCGGCAAAGGUACCGCUGCCGAUCCUCAACGGCGGCCUGCAGGUGGUGAACCCGUCGCGGGUCCUUUUCCAGCAGAUCGUGGAGCACAUGGAGGACAACGCAGCCUCGCUCGACUUUGCGGACCAGUCCCUCCUCUCGGAGCUCUACAAGGGCCGCUGGGUGGCGCUGCCGUACGUCUACAACGCACUCAAGACGCUGCGGUGGCCCGGGGUGCACGACGCCAUCUGGCGCGACGACAAGGUCAAGAAUGUGCACUACAUCCUGACCCCCAACCCGUGGGAUCAACUGGACGCGGAGGGUAAUACAAAGAGCGAGGAGGAGACGAUGGGAUGGUGGGCCGAGGCGAACAAGGAGAGGCGGGAGGGUGAGAAGGCAAAGGGUAUUGACGAUGGUUUUUAGGUUUAGUCUAGACCUAGUUCUAGUUGGACUGGAAGAAAUGUGUUCGGAUGGGGAUUAACAAAGGCAAAUCAAAGAUAAAAGAAGGGAAAAGAAAAGCGAGGAAGGGCUCAAUGCUCGGUUUCGCUCAUCUUCUAUGCAUCUCCAAC